Molecule: messenger RNA, 783 nt
Organism: Neospora caninum
Lineage: Eukaryota; Apicomplexa; Conoidasida; Eucoccidiorida; Sarcocystidae
Exons: 4
Coding region: 1-783 (260 amino acids)
Biological process (GO): cytoplasmic translation
Cellular component (GO): ribosome; cytosolic large ribosomal subunit
Molecular function (GO): structural constituent of ribosome; RNA binding
Source: RefSeq, a predicted model, not a curated record
AUGGGGCGCGUCAUCAGAGCUCAACGUAAGGGUCGCGGAAGCGUUUUCCGUGCCCAUACGCACAAGCGUAAGGGAGAGGCGAAGCUGCGUCCUUUGGACUACGCAGAACGUCGCGGUUACAUCAAGGGUCUCGUGAAGGACAUCAUCCACGACCCCGGUCGCGGUGCGCCUCUCGCAGAAGUCUCCUUCCGUGAUGCUUACCGCUACAAGCUGAACAAGCAGCGCAUGGUUGCCGUCGAAGGAAUGUACACCGGGCAGUUCAUCUACUGCGGCAAGAACGCGGCCUUGACCAUUGGAAACGUCCUGCCGCUGAACAAAAUGCCGGAAGGUACCGUCGUCUCGAACGUUGAGGAGAAGGCUGGAGAUCGCGGAACGCUUGCGCGCACGAGCGGCACCUAUGCGACGGUUGUCGGCCACAGCGACGACGGCGCUAAGACCCGCAUUCGUCUUCCCUCUGGCGCCAGAAAAACCGUCAGUGGCUACUCGCGUGCCAUGGUCGGCAUCGUUGCAGGUGGUGGGCGUAUUGACAAGCCGAUGUUGAAGGCCGGGAAUGCGUACCACAAGUACAAGGUGAAGAGAAACUGCUGGCCGAAGGUGCGUGGUGUGGCUAUGAACCCGGUCGAGCAUCCUCACGGUGGUGGUAACCAUCAGCACAUUGGUCACCCGUCUACGGUGUCUCGCAUGGCGGCUCCUGGACAGAAAGUCGGUCUUAUUGCUGCGCGUAGAACGGGUCUGCUCCGUGGUGGUCGCAAGACGAAGUUGGCUGGAAAGUCUCAGGAGUAA